Molecule: messenger RNA, 666 nt
Organism: Penicillium subrubescens
Lineage: Eukaryota; Fungi; Ascomycota; Eurotiomycetes; Eurotiales; Aspergillaceae
Exons: 2
Coding region: 1-666 (221 amino acids)
Source: RefSeq, a predicted model, not a curated record
AUGACUAGAGCCAGUAGUUCUAAGCGAGCACUCUUGAGAAUCAAGUGUCGCGAGGCCUUGUCCACACACAUCUGUAAGCUUCGAUCCUAUGAUGGUUCUCAAAUUACUGCUAACCUCUUCGUGGAUAAGCGACUGGGUCUCACCAUAGCACCUGACAAGGUCCGGUUGCAACCCCUCCCAAGUGACGGUUACUCUUGGUCAGCCACGGGUACGACUGCUGCACUCUUGAAGAAAGGUCUCAGUAGCGGCAACAUUCGGUUCUAUCAAUCCAUCUGCGAGGAAUUGGGGCGCUCUCUUGAAGCGGUCCCUGUGCAAGUCUUGAAACGCACGGCAAAGGACAAAGCGAAUGAGGGUCACAUCGCAGAACUAUGUUCCAGUUCUUUUACAGAAACGAUUUUGCAGCUUAAAGUCGCAAUUUCCAAGCUGAAAGAAGAGUUGAGCUGCGCUUAUGAGCACCUGAGCCAGUCACAGGCUGAAAAUUACCGCCUAGAUCAAGCCCUCUCUCACACUCGCAACGAGCUAGAAAACUCGACAUUCGAGAACAGCAUUUUCAGGAACGAGCUAUUGAGUUCAGAAGUCAGAAUUGCUAAGGCAAUUCAAGUUUUGGAAGUAACAGCAGGGAAGACAGCAACCGAAAGUCCAGAGGAUCUGCCGAUGGAAGACUGA